AUGACUGCUGCAAGUGUUCUAUUUCCAGCUCGCACUUUACUGUCGCGCAGUGUCCGCCCCGCAGCGCCGUUGGGUAUAAUAUCGUCCACUCCCUCCCUGACUUCUAAACUCCAACUUCGACGUCCAUCCCAGUUGUCAUCUGCUACUUCUACUCUACCGUCCAGGUCCUUCUCGUAUACCUCCCGCAAAAUGUCUACCUCCGACGCCGUCAUCAAAGCUGUCCAGGAGCGCCGCACCAUCUACCAGCUCGGCAAGAACAGCCCCGUCCCGACUCGAAGAUCGAGGAGCUCGUCAACACUGCCAUUCUGA
This is a messenger RNA of Monascus purpureus, 309 nucleotides long. Lineage: Eukaryota; Fungi; Ascomycota; Eurotiomycetes; Eurotiales; Aspergillaceae. The record is from the annotation of a GenBank genome assembly.